AUGUCUUUAGUCAAUCUACCAGCGUCUGAUGUUACUUUGAAGGAAAUCAGACGUUCUGUGAGUGUCCCCUCUCUAGUAAAUGAAAGGGCAGAACUCAAGAAACGUAUACGGCCAUUGACUGAAAAGGGUAUACAGUGGCAGAUGGAUAGAAAUAGACAGCAUUUGCGAAAUGCAAUAUCUAGUUGGCGCAAGCAAGCGUCCAAGCUUGAAAUAAUAGCUGAUGACUGUAGUGAUGUAGGCCUUCUAAGGACUACAUGGAAUGAAAUCUGUACAGCUUUAGAUUGUGUACAGAAAUCCUUUCAUGAUGUUGAAACAUGUGGUGGUUUAGAUGAAGAUUUUAGGGUAAAGGUAGAGACCAUAGAGGAAGAACAUUUGCACCUUCUCAGAAGGACAGGUAAUCGUAUUAGGUUGCUUGAGUUGGAUGAUCAAGGUUCGCAUAUUUCUAGACAAUCAAGUCGUAGGUCCUUUGCUAAAUCUGAAGUAGCCAGCGAAAGAUCGCACAGGUCAAGAAUUGAAACUCUUCAGGCUCAGAUUAAACAUUCUGAGUUGGAAGAACAGAAAAGACAUGAGCUUCUGAAAAUCCAAUCAGAAUUGAAACGCUUACAGUUGAAUAAAGAGCUAGAAAUAGUCCAAGCAGAGUUAUUAGAUGAUGUUGUAUAUGUUGAUAAGGAUCAAAUGCCUAUGAAGUCUGAAUCUCGUAGUGACCAUGCAGUCCAUCCCAAGGCUCUCCUCAGCUGUGACACUUAUGAAUCCCUUGUUCAAAAUCUGCUAAUAAGCAGACUUCCAAUUCCAGAACCUGCAAUUUUCGAUGGUAGCUCAUUGCAGUAUCCAAGCUGGAAAGCAGCAUUCACAGCUCUUAUCUCUCACCACAAAAUACCCAACAUAGAAAGGUUGUACUACUUAAAGAAGUAUGUCAGAGGAGAGGCAAAAGAGUGCAUAGAGGGUUGUUUUCUUAUCAGCACAGAAAAUUCAUUUGACGAGGCCAUGUCCAUCCUGGAAGAAAGGUUUGGCAGUCCAUUUGCCAUUGUCUCAGCCUUCAGAGAUAAACUUAGUAAGUGGCCAAAGGUAUCUGGGUCAGAUGGUACUGGACUGUUGAAAUUGUCUGAUUUCCUUAAUCAGAUAAAAGCAGCCAUGUCUUGUUAUCCUGGGCUGAAUAUCCUUAAUGAUGAAAGAGAAAACCAAAACAUUCUGCAUAAGUUACCUGACUGGCUUAUAGCUAGGUGGGGUAGAAUGGUCGUUGAACGGAAAGCAAAGGGUUCUUUCCCAACAUUUAAUGAAUUUGCAGAAUUCUUGAGCAAGGAAGCAAAGAUUGCUAGUGACCCUGUUGUGUCUGUUCAGUCUUUAAAACAAAGGGGUAAAGAAGGACCCAAGGGUGAUAAAAGGUUGAGCUCAUUCUUCCUUAAUGAUAAUGAAAGGCAUCAAUCCAAGGAUUGCUUAGCCAAAAAGACUUGUCAAACCUGUAACAAAUUACACCCUACUAGCCUCCAUAAGACCCCACGUCAGACAAGUAGUACAGGCCCUCAUACAAGUUCUCUGUCUUUCAUGAGUGAGACCGUAGACCGAGACAAGACUUCCAUGAUUGUACCAGUGUGGUUAUCUCAUACCAGUGAACCUGAGAAGGAAUGCUUGGUAUAUGCUCUUCUUGAUACCCAAUCAGACACCACCUUUGUCUCUGACAGUGUGGUUAAGGACUUAGAUAUGACAGGGACUCCUACAAAUUUGCGUCUGUCGACCAUGACUACCAGCGCGACAAUUAAGACAAAUAGAAUGACUGGUUUACAGAUUAGAGGUUAUAGAAAUGAUGAAAAAAUUAUGUUGCCUGUUACAUAUACAAGGAAGUCAAUUCCGGCAAAUAGAGAUCACAUCCCUACAUACGACACAGCUAGAAAGUGGCCGUACUUGAGUGGCAUGGCAGAUAGUUUGCCACCACUAUUAGAUGUAGAUAUAGGACUUUUAGUAGGAUAUAAUUGUCCUAAAGCUCUGUUGCCCACUGAGGUGAUAGCACCUCAAGGCAAUGGCCCAUUUGCACAGAAAACGGUGUUGGGUUGGGGAAUAGUAGGCAUAGUUGAACCCCUUGUUGAAGAGUCCUUAGACCCCAUAGGAGUUAGCCAUAGGGUGUUAACCUAUAGGUCGUCUGUAGAUAAGGUCUCAUUUGCUGUACGCAACAGUGUCAAAGAAGUAGUGACUGACACUGCAGGGGAUUUGGAAGCCAUUGCCCCAUCUCGUUUAGACCGUCAAUUUCUAGAUAUUAUGGAAAAGGGAUGUAAAAAAAGUGACAAUGGAGUGCACUAUGAGAUGCCACUCCCAUUUAGAAAUGGUAAACCCCGUCUCCCAAGCAAUAGGGAUCAGGCAUUGUCUAGACUUAUGACUCUGAAGAAAAGAUUUGUGCGUGACCCUGAUUUCAAGAAAGAUUAUUACACUUUCAUGAAUGACAUUCUCUCUAACGAGUAUGCAGAGAGGGUGCCUAUAGAGGACUUAGACAAAGGGGGGUCAUGGUAUAUUCCUCACCAUGGGGUAUAUCACCCAAAUAAGCCCAAAAAGAUACGGGUUGUGUUCGAUUGUGCUGCUAGGCAUCAAAAUAGGUGUCUAAAUGAUGAGCUACUUACUGGCCCGGACAUGAUGAACUCAUUGUUUUAG
Messenger RNA from Lingula anatina, 2637 nucleotides. RefSeq lists its product as uncharacterized. Lineage: Eukaryota; Metazoa; Brachiopoda; Lingulata; Lingulida; Lingulidae. Gene Ontology annotation, molecular function: nucleic acid binding; zinc ion binding. The record is from RefSeq and is a predicted model, not a curated record.